UGUAACGAGGAAAGAAAGCAAAAAAACUCUCGUGUCAUUUUAACAUUAAAGAGAUACAUUCGAAACUUUCGCGAUGAUAGAAAGCCGAAAAGUUCUGAGGACUAAUUCAAAUCCGCUGAGAGAUCGCAGCUUUCAGAGCACCGCGAUAACGAGUUACUUCUUCGAGCUAGCAAUCUUUCGCAAUUUCGUAGACAAUCGCCGGGGAAUUCGAUGCACUUGCCGCAAUUGUCGGCGAUAAUCCGCCGACAAGGAACGGGCGACGACGGUCCUACUUGGGCGCUUCGAUGAGCUUCACCCGGCCGCCGUGAUAUCCCGUAAAAGGAUAGGCUGCACGCUGGAAGGCAGCCAGGACUCAUUCGAAAGGACGUGCCUGGAAGGCUACCAACUUGCUAAUGUGUCGCGAGCCGUGCGAGUGCCGUGCGAAACACACGUUACUCCAGUCGAUAGAGACUUCCGACUGGCCAGUUUUUUAUUCAGAAUUUCAUAAUUUCUAUUUUAAAUACAAAUUCUGAUCACGCCAUUGUUUGGAAGUCGAUUGGAAUUCAGCAGAAGAAGUGUAAUCACAACAAGAAGCAUAAGAACACCGGAGGAUGUUGACAUAGUAGGAUAUGAAAGCCCGGUAGCUGGAACCGGAUCAGCGACCUGAUUCGCACAAGGGAUUAGGAAGACGAAAAGCAGCAGGAAUAUAAACAACGGCGAUAUGACAUUUAAGUGGAUGAAGAUCACGAAAGUAUGAAGAUCCUCCCCCUUGGCAAGUCAAGAAAUCCUUCUCAUUCCAUCCAAGCGGUCACGUUCGAGAUUCCUUCGACAUAUCUUCGGUAAACCUUCUGGUGCGGCGAUCCGGCACAACCUGGAUCGUAAGCGACGCGAAGGGGAAGUUUGCCCAAUUAGCCCACAUAUAGAUCCGCCCAUGCCGUGGGGUGGCUUUCAACGGGAGUAUGCGCAGUGACAGGUGAGCGCAGCUUCUGGGGUUGGAGAAAAGGCAGAGCAGAGGAGGCAGCCCCGUUAACCCGUGGCGACGCGUCGGGUUAGGCACGUCGCGACCCCCGACGCCGAAACAUCAUCGGCCAUGAGACGGUCGGGUGCCGGUAACGGGCCACCAGUCUCGACGUUUUCGUUCGUACGAAUCCCGUCCUCUUCGUCAUCGCCUUGGCCGCGAUUUUUCUAAUCGAGAUUCUCGAUUAGAGAUCGCAACUUCUUUCGCGGUUGCGAAGCAGCCACGGACAUCCCUGCAUUCGCGGACAUCCGCACUAGAGGGAAUAUAUAUUUAAAGAGGCAACGAGAGGAGAGGGGACACUGAAUCUGGAGCACGAACAGGUGGUGCGGCAUCAGUCGAGCACUUGGGAGAGAUAUAUCGAGAGAAGUAACAGGUCGGUGGAAGCGUUACGCUGAAGAAACUCGAGAAAUUGGAGUUCCUAAGGUACUUACGCCACAAUAAACAUCCGCGCACGCUAUCACGCUGCUAUUUUCUCUACCACAACACCCUAUACAAGGUAUUCUGGACAAUCAAUAUUUAUUGCGGAGAUCGUCGAAAGGAAGCGUUCCUUUCUCAACAACCUGUGAUCAUGCUUAGCCCAAAGAUGCAAAGGACCGUGAGGGUGAACGAUUCGCAAUUGGUCAUGCUUUCGGAGAAAGCUCAUUACGAUCACUCGUUGACUGGAUACUUGCACAAGCGGACCGCCGACUCAGGAAAGUGGCAAUUACGAUGGUUCGUUUUAUAUCAGAAUGUACUGUUUUACUACGAAAAUGAAAGCUGUACGAGGCCCAGCGGCGUUGUUUUGUUGGAGGGCUGUUACUGCGAUCGUCUCAUCACCGCUAAAGGCAAAGAACAGGAUAAACAGUGCUGUUUCGCAAUAUCCUACAGAAGGGAAAAUCAACGGCAGUACGAGCUGAAAGCAGCCACCGAGUCCGACUGCAAAACGUGGAUCGAUGCUAUACGCGAUGCCAGUUUCAACAAAUUGCUGUUGCAAAAGGAGGAGCUCGAGCAGAAGCACUUGCACCUGUUGCAGAUCGUCGAGAGCGAGAAGACAGCUAAGUGGCAGUACACACAGCAAUGCGAGGAGCUUGCGUCGGAAAUAAAGAAGCUCCGGGCGGAACUGUGCACUUUGAAGAAGGAACUUAGACCCGUAGCAUCGCCGUACGCGACAAGACCAGGAGUUCAAAGGACCAUGUCUCAUGGAACCGGAAGCUUACAUAUCUUGGGCCCGUCGUUGGGUAACGACGAUCAUGGCACAGGAAUUUCCGGAUUCGGACUACGAGACAUCACGGAAGGAUCCAUCGAGAUGCAGAAGAUCAAAAAGGUUCAAAGCUUCUUCAGGGGCUGGCUGUGUCGUAGACGUUGGAAACAGAUCGUGGAGCAGUAUAUCAAAAGCCCUCAUGCAGAAAGUAUGCGCAAACGGAACAGCUUGGUAUUUCAAAUGGUGGAAGCUGAAGAGGAGUAUACAGAACAGAUGGAAAUUUUAGUGAGCUGUUUCUUGAGGCCUUUCAAGAUGGCUGCCAGUUCAAAGAAACCCCCUUGUAGUCACGAGGACGUGAAUAGUAUAUUCUUAAAUAGCGAAACAGUGUUGUUCCUCCAUCAAAUCUUUCUGAAAGGUCUCACUUCGCGUAUGGAAAGCUGGCCCACUUUAGUCUUAGGUGAUUUAUUCGACAUGUUAUUACCAAUGUUGUCAAUUUAUCAAGAGUACGUGAGGAAUCAUCAUUACAGUCUUCAGGUGUUAACUGAAUGCAAGCAAUCAUCACCCUCGUUUGCUGCAUUGCUUACUAGGUUGGAGAACAAGAAUGCUUGUGGGGGACGUUCUCUGGAGACUUUUCUAACAUAUCCUAUGCAUCAGAUUCCAAGGUAUAUUAUAACAUUGCACGAACUUUUGGCGCAUACUCCAUACGAUCACGUAGAACGGAAAAGCUUGCAAAAUGCAAGGCAACAGCUGGAGGAUUUAUCCAGACAAAUGCACGAUGAGGUCAGCGAGACGGAAAAUUUAAGAAAGAAUUUGGCCGUGGAGCGAAUGAUUGUCGAGGGUUGCGACAUUUUACUGGACGUUAAUCAAGUAUUCGUUCGACAGGGUACUCUUAUUCAGAUCAUAGAUAAACCAAAGGGAGCUCGAAGUAGAUUGAGCGCAACGUUCGGUGGCAAAGGAGGAGGCGAUAAGGAAGCAGCUAGGCAGUGCUUUCUUUUCUCGAAUCAUUUAUUGUUAACGACACGUCAAUCAGACGAUGAUGGUCGUUUGAAUCUGGUCCCACAAAUAGGGAAAAUACCUUUGUCCGAUGCGGUGUUAGUGGAGGAUCCCAACGAUCAGAGCACUGCGGAUGAUGACGAACUGUCAGUAUGUUCGAUGUCCAGCGGUAUCAGCGAGAGCAGCGGAAGUGGUAGCGGAAGUACCAGCACUCAGCUACAGAAUCGCGAUUUUAAAAUUAUUCUUGAUCUGAAAUCGGGUGGACCUCAAGUGACGGUGCACCUUGUAGCUCCUACAAUUCAGGAAAAGGCCGCCUGGAUCAGCGAUAUCAGCCAGUGCAUGGACAACGUACACUUCAACGAUUUACUUCGUGGCUCGUUGUCGGACACCAGUUCCGUCACGAUGCCUCAAUCAAUUAGAAACGACCCGAAGCUGUUCAAAGACGACGUGGAUAUCAGAUUUAGCAGGACUUUGAAUUCCUGCAAAGUUCCGCAGAUUCGUUCAGCCACGCCUGAACGUCUACUUCAACGUCUCACGGAUCUGCGGUUUCUUAGCAUCGAUUUUCUUAACACAUUUUUGUUAACUUAUCGAGUGUUCACCGAUGGUGUGACAGUAUUGGAAGCCCUGAAGAAGGUGUUUUACGAAGCUGAACCACCUGAUUCUGAAAUUCCCACUGGUUCUCUUGUAUCCUUGGAUGUGUUGGGUGGAAAUACGACGGAAGGACAAUUGCAUGUGGAUGACCGAAGAAGAAGUAGUAUCUCACCUCGAAGAACCAGCGGAGCUAGUUCCGUUUCCGGGUACGGAUCUGAAAUUAGCGACAGUCGUGAAGCAAGAAGUCACGCUUCCUGUGAUUCCAGCGGAUAUACACUCAAUUCGAAAGGAUUUUGGCGAAGUGGGUAUCAAAAAGUGGACGAGGAGCAGCCAUUAGGGAUGCUCACAGAACCUCCUCCAAUUAUAAAACGUAGUCCUACGAUACAGUCGUCCACUGCAUCCAUUGGUUCCCAGUCAUCAUCAACACCACACAAAAUCAGUAUUCGCGUGGAUAAAGAAAAGAAAGAAGAAGACGAUGGAUGCCACUUAACCAUACCAAAACUAAUUGCUGGUUCCUCCAGUUCUGAGACCCUUACAGAUAAUACUCUGAUAAGUGCACCAUCUUCUCCAAGCAAUCUGAGUUCUGUGACUUUAGUUGAGUCAACAGGAUCAGGAUCAGGUUCAGGAUCGGAUCGAAGCCCUCAGGAAGGAGGUACUUUUUCACGUGGUGUAUCUGAGGAUACUGAUACACCUGUAGCAUCGGAACCUCCAAAUGAUGUCGCGGAUUUCAGCUGCGACGAUUCCGAACCUGAAACUCUAAAAUUGUCAAAAGAAGACCGAACACCCCCACCUGAUACACCUCCACCUUCACGAGAGAAGCCUGCUGAAAUAAAUGAGAAAGAAACAAGUAAAAAAGAAAAAGAAAAGUACUAUACAAUGGAGAGUGAUAGCACUAGCUCGACUGUACAGAUUCAAUCUUCUCAACAAAUUCAACAGAAACAAUUCCAUCAUUAUGAGCACAGAGCAUCGAUUGCAUCUGCACCUGGUGCUACUGCAAGAAGCAGUUCGAUUUCUACCAUAACUGGAAAUUAUUGGGCAAGCAGACGAUCGAUUCAAGAAACCGAAAUGUCUUCUCAACAAGGCAAUUUCCAGCACGAUCAAGCGUCCAGUAAAGCUGGAGUAGUGAUAACCAGUUUCCGGCAAAGUCAUCGAAGCGUUCGACCUGAAGCUAUCUGGAGCAGCACAUCGACGGCUGCAACUGCAUUUGCAAUUGCAACGUCUGCGUCAAGCAACCCUCCAGACAAAGGGAUAGAUGGAAACAAUCGGUGCGGUUCUUGUCGUGACAAAAACAGACGAAAGGAAUCAGUCAUGUCAACUGCAGCCACUAUGCGGGUGUUAAAUGUUUUGAGGCAUUGGGUCUCGAAACAUGCUCAAGAUUUCGAGUCUGAUCAAAAAUUGAAGAAUCUGACGAUAGAAUUUUUGGAGGAUAUCAUUUACUGCCCUAAUUUGUUACCAGCUGAACACAAAGCUGCGAGCCAACUUCUUAGGUUGAUCACCAAGGAAGAACCAGAAAGCAACAAAGUGGAUCUUAAGAGACUGUUAACUCCUCCAACUGUGCAAACUAAGGAAAGUAUUGAAACAUUGUCUGCGUUAGAAAUCGCCGAACAAAUGACAUAUUUGGAUCAUAAGAUUUUCGUGUCCAUUUCCAGCGAGGAAUUCCUUGGCCAAGCAUGGAUGAAAACGGACAAGGCUGUCCGCGCACCCCAUAUACUUCUGAUGACAAAAAGAUUCAACGAAGUCUCGCAGUUGGUGGUUUCGGAAAUUAUUCGCCGUUCCAAUAUGUCUGCAAGAGUUGCAGCGAUUGAGAAAUGGACAGCAGUCGCAGAUAUCAGUAGAGUUUUGCACAACUAUAACGGGGUACUUCAAAUAUGUGCAGCUUUCACGAACAGCAGUGUCUUUAGAUUGAAAAAGACGUGGGAGAAAGUUUCUAAAACGACGAAGCAGACAAUCGAAAGACUUCAGACGAUCGUGUCGUCGGAUGGACGUUUCCGAAAUUUAAGAGAUGCCUUGCAUCGAUGCGACCCUCCUUGCAUCCCUUAUUUAGGACUAUAUCUAACCGAUCUUUCUUUUAUAGAAGAGGGUACACCAACCAUGACUGAGGACGGCCUUUUGAAUUUUUCAAAAAUGCGAAUGAUCGCUCACGUGAUUCGCGAAAUACGGCAUUUCCAACAAACGCCGUACAAGAUCGAAUUGAUAACAAAGGUAACGAACUACUUGCUGGACCCAUCGUUGCUUCUGAACGAGAAAGAUUUGUAUCGGAUGUCCUUGGAGAUCGAGCCGAGAACAUCCAGGCUAAGUAGUUCGGCAUUGAUUAAUUUGCCACCCUCUGCAAGCCACGCGUCAACAAAGUGAAUCUAAGUGUCAAGUUACUUCAAAUAAUUAUCUUAUUCUUCAGCUAGAUUUUAGAAUUAAAUGAAAAGAUCCAUAUUGAUUGUUAAACAUCUCGUCGUUGAGAGAAACGAGUAACCUUUAGAACCAGGCCUGGUCAACUGGACCCAGUACUUUGACCUUCUGAUCCAGCUGGAAGACAGGAUAAUUAAAGAAUGGUAAAAAGACUAUCUCUAAUUUUUUUUUCUAUUCUCUAAUUAGAGAUGGGCAUAUUUAUUUCGAUUUAUUUAAUCCUUUCACUAUUAUUAGUGCAAAGGGGUGACAUUUCAAAAAAGAAAGCUUGCAAUGGAAAUUUUCAUAUAACAAUUUAAAAUAGAAAUUUUUAUUUUGUUAUACGAAUAAUGCCCAACUCUGCUACUGAUAGUUAUUGCCCUUUCAGACAUAGUUAAGCUGCCCCAAGGGUGAUCGAGUUGUCCAGGUCUGUUUUAGAGGUCUAAAAUGCGAUUUAAUCUUUCUACGAAUAGUAGUAUAUGAAAAAAAAAAAAGAUCGUCUCGUUUACCUGGUACCGUGAAAGAUACGCCAACAUACGGUAGUCAUAGUAAGAAGAGUUCAAAUUUUUAACCUCAAUGUUGAUUCUUUACGGAUUUUACAAAACAUGAUCCUCGUUCUUUGAUCGCAAGUAUCGAUUGAUGUUUCACUGAAAAUUGUAAAUCCACAGCCGGAUCUGAGACGAGGGUGUAUCCUAUAUUUCCUCGAGGUUAUUCGAAAGUAGACGUCCCAUGUUUUCUCCCUUGCGAAUAGUAAUGAAACGAGAUCGUUUUGUGCCGGACUGGAGCCGAUGCAUUUUUAAAACCCCGUCCAUUUCUGUCCACUCCCGCUCGUCGUACGCAGUAACGUCCGUCUUUCUGUAUCUCAAACUCGUGAAUUUCAAUGUACAUUUACGUCGAAUCCACGGGACACGUAGUUGAGUUUCUUUGAAAAGAAAAGAAAAUACCUGAAAUUGACAUAUAAGAGAUGUGUUUCUUUAAGUACGGUCUAUUUUGAAAUAAGAAAAAAUUAGGACAGCUUGAUAUUUCCACAUUUCUUUAAAAUUUAGAAUUUUCUCAUUUAGCAAUUAUACAUAUUAAUUUUUAAUUUUUUAUGUUUUCUUACAACCAGAGUAUUAAUAUACACAAAUUAAUCAGAUAUUUCAAAAUGGAUUUUGCUUAGAAAAUAUACAGGGUGUAUCAUAAUAUUUUAAAUUAUUAUUUUAAAUGAAUUUGAAAUAAUGAUAAAUCUUUAAUAACGACGAUUAAUUAUUUUACACAAAUGAAUCAACAAUUAAAAAAUUAAGGCAUCAAAUUAGAUCGUACAGUAUAUAGCAUAGUAGGCUUCUCUAGGGAAAAUGACGUUACAGGAGAAGCAAGAAUUUUCAAAAUCUUAAUUUUGACGAUAUUAAUAUUAAAAAUGAUUUAGAAACAAAAUAAUACUAUUUUCAAUUAUUAAAUACUAUAAAAUUUAUGUGUCUUAAAUCGACUACUAAAAUUAUGUACACAUAUUUUGGUACAGCCUGUAUAUUAUAAUGUUAUUAGAAAUCUUUUCAAUUGGAAUCGAGAUUAUUUCUAUAGGAACGCGGGAUCGUGAUACAAUAUUGAAUUGUCCUAUAUUCCGAUGGAUUUGCACGUGAUACAUUCUUGUUUAUUUUGUUAUAUUACAGUUAUUGCAGUUAUCAAAAUGUAUACAUCGUCCAGAGACGACGUUAAACCGAUGGACGCUGUCAAUAACACUGUAAAAAAAAUACGAUCUAUUUAAAGGGGGUGGAGAUUAUGGAAGGAAAAAAAGAACCUGAGAGAUUUUCGAGUAUGGAUUUUUAUUUAGCAUAGCUCAAUCGAGCAGUAUUACUAUUUGAAACCACGAGAGUUCAAAUGAAAAAUUGAUAUUUAAAAUAUAAUACUAGAGAGGAUGAUUAGGUGAAAAAUCGAAGAUUGUAUUUGACAAUCAAUAGCUUAAUGACUUGAUAUUGCCUUGAGUCAACCUUUUUUAUUCAUGGACUGACCGGAAUUUUUCUUUUCUCCUCUAAUGCACAGAAUUUUUACCGAAAUGUACAAAAUAUUUGUCUAUGUUAUAGUAACGCAUAAGCUCGUUUAUUUAUUUAUCCCAGAAGUACGUGUAAAGAAUUUAUCGAUAAUAACGCAAGUACAAAUAAUCAAUUUGCAUAUUUUUCAUUUGAUUUGACACGUGGAAAGUUUACCUUCAAGCAUAUCAAUAAAUACGUAUCUAACUUUUAAAUCGUGAUACCUUAAGUAUCGUUGUUAAAUAAUAAUUUUGACAAUUGGACAUUUACAUCGAUUAUUCUGUUAUUUUCGUUUAUUCAAACAGAAAAGUGUUCGAGUUAUAGUAAAUUGCUGAAUCAAAGAUAAAGAAAAGGAGAAGUUAUCAAUUUAGAAUUGAAUUUCUUAUCAUGCAAUGAUGAAUUUAACGAGAAAGUGAUUAUCAGAUUGAGAUAUAUAGUACUUGAAAAAUUAAGAACAGAGGAUAGUGUCUUCUCUUCUAUCUUAUAAGAAUCAUUAGCCAAAGGUAUAGAGUAACACCUCCGUGAAAGACUUUGUUUCAUUUGAAGAUAAUGAUUGUAAUGAGCUUCAAUCAACCGAGGGAAUAACCUACGACCCUUGUAGCUUUUUUAUCUAACAGUAGAAUAAUGUAAAAUAAUUUUAAUCGUGUUACGUAGCAAAUCGAAUAUUAGCUUUUUAUUGCAAUAAUUUCCAUUCGAUGGCAAAAUUAUCAUAUGUUAUUUAUUUUAAUUAUUAUUUCAUAAAGUUCUGUUAUUUUGUUUUUAUAUUGAUUCUGCACAUAUUGGGAAAAAAAUGAAAAUGAAACGAAGUAUGAAAAUUUUAAAAUUGAUCUUUGCGAGCCACUUAUCUAGAAAAAAAUGUAAAUCUGAAAAUUAUUCGUGGUUUUUCUGUUCGUCAUAAAGUAUCUAGACUGUAAUCUACUUGUAUAAAUAUCUGUGAUGGAAGAAAAGUAGUUAUUUUAAAUACUAAGCAAAUACUAAGUGCUAAAUGUUAUUAAAAGUCGAACGGACUAUAAUCUGCGUGAUCUGAAAACCAUGCAUAAAUUUCAAUUUCGUCGGUGAUAAAUAUCCUGAUUGAAUAAAAAAGGAAUUCAUUGAUCUGAUUAGGUGUUUGAAAAUAGAUAUGCAGAUAUAUUUGUCGAUGGUGAAACAGGUCGAAAUGAAUUAAUACUUCGUGGAUUAAAUUAAAAAAAAUGGUUCAAUCCUAUUUUGCAAUGCUAUUUUCUCUAAUCACAUUAUUAAUUAAAUAAUUACUGUAUUAUUAACGACGCUUAGUCCCAAAUUCAAUCGGGAAUCAUUAUAUUAAACUUAUGCUUAAUAUUUCAUGAGAAUAUUUUAUCACAAAUUGAAGUCUAAUCAAUACCUAACUUAACUGACGUGUCAAUUGGCAUCUCUGAUCAAUAAGCUAUUAAUUACGAAUAUUGAUGUAUACAUGCGCAUGAUAAAAGUCUAAAAUUGUAUAAAAAUAUCUGAUAUUAUACAUCCAAUAAUAUCAUUUCUCUUUAUUAUUUUGAAUCAAUUUAAAGUGAAAUUGAUAUUUCAUCAAUUAACAUCAUUCCAUGUUUUACUUGAAAAAAUCUUCAAUUUGUUUGUUAAUCCAAUUUGCAUCAGAAAUUAUUUUCCUCUAAACUUUCUAUAUUUCAACAAUAUUUCAACAAUAAAAUAUUCUAAUAUAGUACCUGGAGCUUCUAUCAAGUGAACAACAAUUUUGGAAAAUUUCUCAUAAAUUAAUAUUCAAAUAAUUUAACAAAACAUAUCAUUACCACUUUUAUUUAACAAUCUAGUAAAGAUAUCAAAUUCUAUAUUUGAAAAACUAUCACUAUCACUAAGAAUACGAAUAUAAUAAAUUUAAAUAAAAAGAUCCUUUAUUCCAUCGAAAGACAAUCUAUUCCCGAAGUUUAUCAUCGUUAACUAAUGUGCCAAUUUUAUUUUGAAACUGUAAAUACAAUGUUACUAUAACUCAAAGUGUAUAAAUUUCGCAUAACCAGAAUAGAAGAAUAUUUUCUGCUAUAAUAUGUAUAAAAAUGAUAUUUGCAGUGUGUCAAUUACUUGCUUUUAGUUAAAAUUAUUCAUCCACAGAUAUACGACAUUUUGUUUCCAUUAAAAUCCACACGUAUUUGCACACUGUAGUUCAUGUUUGUUAUAUCAGCAUAGGUGACACAUAUUUCUGUACAUAUGUAGUAUCUUCAUCAGCACACCCAUAAACAAAUCUAGACGGAUGUAGAGCAUAUGAUAAUUUAGGCACUGGUAGUUAAUUAUUGUUGUUAUCGAUAGAUUCCAUAGAGCAAGUGUUGAGCAAUGAUAAAAAUGAUUGAACAUCAUUGUUGUAAAAUUGAGUAAGAAGAAAAAUCAGUCUAUUUAAAUCAAUAUAAAUGAUUAUGGUGUAUUUAAAAAGAAAAAUGUUACAUUAGUACGAGAGUGUCUAAGAAACGUUAGCUUAAUGUUAGAUCUUGAAUCACUUAUCACUUUUUCGCAAUAAUAACGUUUACAUGAAUAUUUACAUGGGAGGUCGUUAAACACGAAAGUGUAUUAUUUUCUUUGAAAGAAAGGAUGAAAAGCUAUAACAGCGGAACGGUCAACGCAUAUAUUUCAUAAAAUAUGGAAAGCCUGAAAUCUAUGCAACAUGCGAUUUGCUUUUAAUAUCUUGAAUCGUCGUAACUCGAGAAUAUUUCAUCAGGAUGGUACUUCAAUUUAGGUCGUUGAAUUUAUUGCGAUUUGCACUGCUAGCUUUCACGGUAAUGGAAAAAAUCACGUUCCAUUUAAAAAAUAGCUUCGAUGCUUCGUGAAAGGAAUAUAACGAUCAAAGUCGGUUACGUACAUCAUAUGCAUUCAUUAAAGUUGAAUAAAAAGAGAAGAAGCGUUUAAACUGCAUUUUUGUUUUCUCCUGCGAAGAGGAACGAUAAUUAUAACAUAGAAUGGGAUGGUUUGUUCUACUUAAAGAAAUUAAAACUUUCGGUGAUAUAUGAAUUUUUAAUUCAAUGCUGCGAUGAACAGUGGAAUAGCAACAAAUAGUAUUUAGAAAUACUUAGAAAUAGAACAAAACUUGAAUGAUAUUUUUGUUUUUCUAUUUACAGAACAUUUAUUAUAAAAGGUAAUGAGUUAAUUCAGAAAUGUUUUAAUUUAUUUCCAAAUAUUGAGUGUCAA
Osmia lignaria (orchard mason bee) is the source of this 11284-nucleotide messenger RNA. Lineage: Eukaryota; Metazoa; Arthropoda; Insecta; Hymenoptera; Megachilidae. The record is from RefSeq and is a predicted model, not a curated record.